Molecule: messenger RNA, 1431 nt
Organism: Dendrobium catenatum
Lineage: Eukaryota; Viridiplantae; Streptophyta; Magnoliopsida; Asparagales; Orchidaceae
Exons: 3
Coding region: 1-1431 (476 amino acids)
Molecular function (GO): nucleic acid binding
Source: RefSeq, a predicted model, not a curated record
AUGGGACAACGCAUAAACUGCACUAAAUCGGCGAUACUGUUUAGUAAGAACUGCCCGGGUUGGAAGCAACGUAGGAUUGCUAAUUUACCGAAUUUCCGGAGGGUGCAAUCACUUGAAUACCUUGGACUCCAGCUGGCCAUGCGCAAGUUGGUGGCUUUCGACUUCCCUAAGGUUGUGAAGAAUGCGAUGGGCAAAAUAAAUAGUUGGGGCAGACGCCAUCUUUCACUGGCGGGGCAUGCCACGCUGAUCCACACUUUUUUACUUGCUGUCCCUAUGUAUCUUAUGACUCACACCACUCUUCCGCGAAGCAUUCUAGUGGCUAUUGAAUGCAUGGCUCGAAGAUUUUUGUGGCAGAAAGACAAUGCUAGCCGCGGUAUUCACUAUGUUAGAUGGGAGGAACUGUGCCAUUCCACGGCUAGUGGCGGACUGGGUUUCCAUGCUUCGGCUGAUUGGGCGGGGCCGCUACGUGCUCGGCUUGCUUGGGAUAUUAUUGGGAACCUUACUUUAGCAAGAUGGCCUACGUUUUUUAAGGUGGAGGCUUUGGAUGGCCAGACGGUGAGCUGCCUCCUUGAUGAGCACCAUAACUGGAACCGAGACACUAUUCGGGAUUGCCUCGGGGAGGAGCUUGCCAACCGAGUUUUAAAUGUGCAAAUUAGUACGGGUGAUGGCUCGGACUCGCCGGAGCUUCUUCACUCCCACCUUGCGGUUACUAUUACUUCAAUGGCGUACAAUCACGGCAAGGUUAAGGCUGGGUUCCAGUUCGCCUGGCUUCGGAGACUUAAAUUACACCCACGGGAGCAGUUUUUUUGGUGGCGUCUAUUCCAGGAUGCGCUGCCUACUAUGGAGUGGUUGUUUCGCCGUGGCCUUUCUGACUCACGGAAUUGCCCUUGGGGAUGCCCUCAACUUGAAACACUUGAGCAUGUGGCAGCACAUUGUGACAAUCUCGCCGCUUCCCUGUCGGUACUUGCCAAAUGGGGAUUUCACAUGCCGCCCGUUAAUUCGUGGAUUAAAUUAUUGAGGAUGCUCGAGCUGGCUGCUAGGGACAAUGCCAGCCACGGGAGACUCUAUUGCUACACGUUUUGGAGCAAUGGUGUACCUCUCAGUCCACUGGAUUGCCUUCCUACAAGCUUUGGUGCACCCCCCCCCCCUCCAGGAUGGGUAAAGUUCAAUGUGGAUGCCUCGCUUCAGCCGUCGGGGACGGCGGGUUUGGGAAUCGUGGCUCGGGAUGUUAAUGGCCGACUGGUGGUGGCAGUUGGUAAGCAAAUCGAGCAUUGGGAUGUUACCAAUGUGGAGAUUAUGGCGGCGCUAGCGGUGAAGGAUGCUAUCCGUGACUGGAUGAUGCAAAUGGACGGCAUUAUCAUUGAGGGUGAUUGCCUCCCGGCGAUCAAGUGGCUCCAAACUAUGUUCAAUUACAAGAGCAAGGAUCACUAG